Molecule: messenger RNA, 1746 nt
Organism: Penicilliopsis zonata CBS 506.65
Lineage: Eukaryota; Fungi; Ascomycota; Eurotiomycetes; Eurotiales; Aspergillaceae
Exons: 9
Coding region: 1-1746 (581 amino acids)
Biological process (GO): amino acid transmembrane transport
Cellular component (GO): membrane
Molecular function (GO): L-amino acid transmembrane transporter activity
Source: RefSeq, a predicted model, not a curated record
AUGGCUUCUGGAUUCCUCCACUCCAAGGAGGCCAAGGUCGAACAGAGCGUGGUCUCUGACCCCGUCGUGAGCGAUAUCGACCAAGGCAGUCUGCAUUAUACGGUCGAAGGGGGAGAUAAUUCCAACAAGCUCACAAUUCAGGAGGCCAGUGGUGCUCCGGUUGAGCAUCACAGUCCUCUGGGAUACUCGGUGGGAUGGGUGACGGUGAUCUUCCUGAACCUUAGCAUGAUGGUCGGGACCGGUGUUUUUUCCACCCCUUCUGCCAUUGUGGAAGGAACGGGCUCGAUCGGACUCAGUCUGUUCUACUGGGUCAUCGGGUACAUCAUGUCUUACAGUACACUGUCGGUGUAUCUUGAAUUCGCUGCCUAUUUCCCCAGCCGCUCUGGCUCCGAGGUGGUCUACCUCGAACAGUCAUUUCCUCGACCUCGAUAUCUCUUUCCGACCAUCUUCGCCAUUCAAACCGUUCUGUUUUCCUUCAGCAGUAGCAAUGCCAUUGUUCUCGCGGAAUAUUUGUUCGCUCUUGCUGGAACAACACCUACCGCGUGGCAGGAGAAGGGCGUCGCAGUGGCGGCAUAUACCGUGGCCGUGUUAUUUGUCAUUUUCAACACUCGAGGCUCGCUCUUGCUUUCCAACCUCAUUGGAGUCGUGAAGCUUCUGACCUUGAUCUUCAUUGGAAUCACCGGUCUUGUUGUGCUUGGAGGACACACAUCUGUCAAGAAUCCUACAGCAAAUUUCAAGAAUGCAUUUUCCGGCACCUCAGACGCCACAGUGUAUGGAGCAACCAACGCGUUGAUCGACGUGGUCUUCUCCUAUCAGGGGUUUACCAAUGCAUUUAACGUGGUCAACGAAGUCAAGAAUCCGAUCAAAACUCUUCGUUGGAGCGCCCCCUUGUCCCUUACUCUUACCGCAGUUCUCUAUAUAUUGGCCAAUAUUGCAUACUUUUCGGUCGCCUCCAAAGAGGAGAUCAUAGAGUCUGAGCAGAUCGCCGCCGCUGUCUUCUUUGAAAAGGUUUUUGGGUCAGGAGGGGCAGCGAAAGCACUGAAUUUCCUCAUCUGUCUCAGUGCCUUUGGCAACUUGGUUGCUGUCCUGAUCGGCCAGUCUCGAGUUCUUCGAGAAUGUGGAAGACAAGGUGUUCUCCCUUGGACCACCUUUUGGACCUCCACACGGCCCUUUGGAACUCCUCUCGGCCCGUAUCUUGUGAAAUGGGCCUUGACGAUUGUGAUGAUUCUUGCUCCUCCUGCAGGUGACGCAUUCGACUUCAUCGUGGAUCUAAGCAUCUAUCCCGGCAACAUUUUCAGUUUCAUUCUGACUGUCGGUUUGCUCAUAACCCGUCGUCAGCGCAAGCGCCUCAACUUGGGAAAAGCAGAGUAUCGUUGCUGGGAUCUAGCUGUGGGGAUUUCCCUCGUUACCUGCACAUAUAUGCUCAUUUUACCAUGGUGGCCGCCCACUACCGGAGCCGAUGGAGGCGAUGUCACAUUCUGGUAUGCCACGUACUGUGUGACCGGGCUCUGCAUCCUUGGCGUAUGUGUCGUGUACUAUUACGUUUGGAUAUUGGUUAUUCCCAAAUGGGGCAAGUACCAGUACCGACAGACAAUCAUCCACGGGGAUGAUGGUAGUACGGCGCAUCGGCUGGUCAAGAUCCCGAACGAAGAAAUUGAUCGCUGGGAUGAAGAACAUGACGCAGCGGGGCGUGUGAGGCAAAGAACUCGGGCGAGCGAUAGUGACGGGGAGGUGAGAAAGGAAUAG